AAACAUAUAUAAAUUCUGGCAAGAAAGCGUUCCCAAAUUCCGCAAUCCACAAUUCCACAUAACAACAGAAAGGACAGUAGCAGCGGCCGGCAACGAUGGAGGAGAAAGCAACCUCAGUUGGAGAAAUCGAGGAAGUGGAGUCAACACCCGAUGUUGGGACCCACAACGAGAGCGAAACCUCGAGGCACGUGCGUACGAAGGUGCCUGAGGUGGAGAUCCACUUGUUCCGUGAAGGGAAAGGACCCGUUACGGUGUUCAAAACGACGUUGGGAGGUUGGGAACAGGACCAGCUGGAGGUCCGUGACAUCCUCGAAAAAUACGGCCUCAAAACAAUCUUCGCGUUCAAUCCUGAGAACAGUGGUCGCGGUGUUCCGGUCCGGUUCAACCCAAGAAACGGAAGGUCCCUCUUGACUUAUGGGGAUGGUGCUGUUGUUUACCUUGAUGGAGAACCUAAGGAAGGAAAUAAUGCUCUUUCUGGUGUUUAA
Gastrolobium bilobum is the source of this 485-nucleotide messenger RNA. RefSeq lists its product as uncharacterized. The coding region runs from base 96 to 485 and encodes 129 amino acids. Lineage: Eukaryota; Viridiplantae; Streptophyta; Magnoliopsida; Fabales; Fabaceae. The record is from RefSeq and is a predicted model, not a curated record. The transcript is spliced from 2 exons.